AAAGAGUUAAAAGAAUAAAGACUUGACUGUUCCUCAGAGCUUUGAAGUCUUUGAAGCUAAGUAAAGGUCCUCUCAAUCUGGUGUUAGAUUUCCAAGUAUCUUUGCCGUUUGAUUGAGAAACUUGUUUUGGGUUAUGGAUUAUGACUCGGAUGAUGCUGUUACACUCAAAUCGGAUGGAACUAAUUAUCUACUAUGGACAUAUAUGAUGUGUAAUUUCGAGAUUGAAGGAGAACUGUGGGACUAUGUAAGUGGGUCAGCGACUCGUCCUGACCCCAAAGAUAAAGAUUACAUAAAUUUGAUUAAGCAUUGGGAAUCUAUGAAUUCAACGGCUCUGUAUAUUAUCAACUUUUAUGUUGAUAGUUCCCUUAAGAAACGUUUGGAUCAUAUUAAGUCUGCUAAGGAUGCAUGGGACUACUUGGCAGGGUUGUAUGCCCGCGGUGAUGAGUCGAAUUUCGCUAAAAAGUAUCGGUUGGAGAGGGAGAUUGAGGGUGUGAAACAAAGUGGUUUUCCCAUUGCCGGAUUAUAUCGUCUUAUGCGAUGUUAUUGGCUGCAAUUAGAUGAGAUGGAGCCAAAGGAAUUGAGUGAUUUAGAGAGUUACAAGAAAUACCGUGAAGAGUCUCGGUUGGUUCAGCUUCUCAUGGCUUUACCAGAUAAAUUUGAGGAUAUUAGAAAGUCUAUGAUGGAACGUUCCCCUCUACCAACUGUUUCUGAAGCUGUGCAAGAGUUGCAAACUGUGGAGCGUAGACUAACAUAUGAUCAAUUUUCAUCUCUAUCAUUAGAUGACAAAGAUUGUCCUGCCAAGAAGACCAACAAUGAUCAGACAAAGAGAAGCAGACGAAGAAAAAAGGAUUCUCCCCAAUCAACCAGCUCUUCGACGCCAGGUAACAAUCAACCUGCUCUCUCUACUGAUCAGUGUGAUCUUCAUAAAUCCAUACUUUUUGGUCAACUGGAACCUGAGCUUUUUGGUCAAUCUCCAUUAGGGAGUGGCAAAUAUCGGCCUCCGUUCAGAAGAGAGGGAAAUUGUUCGAGCAUGGUUUCAAGUGCAGUGAAAAUUCUGAGUUACAAUGUGUGGUUCCAAGAUUUGGAGAUACAUAAGAGGAUGGAGGCUCUUGGUGAACUUAUUCAAUUGCAUUCUCCUGAUGUCAUUUGUUUCCAGGGGGUUACACCUGAUAUAUACAACAUUUUUAAGGUAUCAAGCUGGUGGAACUCAUAUAAUUGCUCAGCUUCACAUCAUAUGGCCAGUAAAAGAAGAAAUUUCUGCAUGCAGUUGAGCAAACUUCCAGUAAAAUCCUUUAGCUGCAAACCGUUCAGCAAUUCUACAAUGCUGAGAGAACUGUGGAUGGCAGAGAUUGAAGUGAGGGGGAAAUUGUUGACUGUGUCCACAAGCCAUCUUGAGAGCCCCUGCCCUGCCCCUCCUAAAUGGGAUCAAAUGCACAGUGAGGAACGUAUAGCUCAGGCAAAGGAGGCUGUUAACCUUCUUAAGAAAUUUCCAAAUGUGGUCUUUUGUGGUGACAUGAAUUGGGAUGAAAAAACGGAUGGAAAGUUUCCUUUAUCUGAUGGAUGGAUUGAUGCCUGGGCAGAUCUAAGGCCCGGUGAAAGUGGAUGGACAUAUGAUACUGUGUCUAAUCCAAUGCUGUCUUGGAACCGGCCUUUGCAAAAGCGGCCAGAUAGAUUUAUUUGCAAUCUGUGUGAUUUCAAAUUAAGUGCAAUCGACAUGAUAGGAAUGGAGGCUAUACAUGGAGUGUCAUAUAUGAAGGAGAAGAAGGUAAAAAAAGGGGUACAAAAGUCGAUGCUUCCUGUAUUGCCUAGUAAUCAUUAUGGCUUGCUCUUACAGGUUAAUAUCCAGUAAAUUAUUGGCUUGGCAUGAUAACACUUUUAAAAGCUAGGUGUUUUGAGUGUUUCCAUUGCCCCUCCAAAAAAGAUAGAAAGAGAUGCUAGGUGUGUCAUACUACGGUGUCCACCAUCCUGCAAACUCUUGUAUUAUAUUGAUGUGUGCAGCUUCUGUAAUCCUGUGAUGCUCCUUAAUUGUUGUGUGAAGUUUCUGUAUUACUUCAAAAAAAGUUUGGUUUGUAUUGUAAGGCUUAUGAUGUUUAGAAGUUUACGCUGGUGUACUGUCAUAUUGGUAUGGGAAAUGAUUGUUACAGUGUUGAUAACACGACUGCCGCACCACUACUAGUCUAAUGCUACGUUAUGUAACUGUAGUUGCAUUUCUUUUCCCCUUUGUAUUGUAAAUGGUGUUGAAUGUAUGUGUUUUUGACUAUGACUUGUUUUUGUCAACUAUAUAAAAUUAAUUUGGAUCGACCGAGAUUUUGAUCGAUCUUGGAUUGCAGA
Quercus lobata is the source of this 2331-nucleotide messenger RNA. Its product is annotated as tyrosyl-DNA phosphodiesterase 2-like. Lineage: Eukaryota; Viridiplantae; Streptophyta; Magnoliopsida; Fagales; Fagaceae. The coding region runs from base 134 to 1849 and encodes 571 amino acids. The transcript is spliced from 5 exons. Gene Ontology annotation, cellular component: cytoplasm; PML body. Gene Ontology annotation, molecular function: single-stranded DNA binding; 5'-tyrosyl-DNA phosphodiesterase activity. The record is from RefSeq and is a predicted model, not a curated record. Gene Ontology annotation, biological process: double-strand break repair.